Molecule: messenger RNA, 1273 nt
Organism: Cetraspora pellucida
Lineage: Eukaryota; Fungi; Glomeromycota; Glomeromycetes; Diversisporales; Gigasporaceae
Source: the annotation of a GenBank genome assembly
AUGGCCAUUGCUGUAAUUGACCUAGCAUUAAGCAUUGGUAAAAUUGUUACUUGCCCUGGAGGCAUAAUAAGUUUUGUUGAGAAUGUAGAAAAGACUUCUAAUUCGAUCAAAGAAAGCUUAAUAGCUGUCAAUUCAGUAAAAGAAAUAAUGGGUAAAAUUAAUGAGGCCAAUGAGAUUAAUAUUAUAGAAAAUGUAAAUGAUAAUAUUAAGAAAAUUAAACAAAUUAAUGAAGAUUUAAAGGGUAACCUCAGUAAUGUUGAGGAUUUGACUGAUAUUGUAGAAAAAAGAAAGGGAAAAAUCGAAUCAUUGGAUGUUAAUGCACUUGCAAAAAUGCUUGAAACAAAAGAUCGAAAAGGAAUUUAUUUAAGAAUGGUCGAAUGGAAAUCAAUUAAAAAAGAUAUGAGAAAUUUACUUAAUUAUCCUAUCGAGCAACAAAUUAAUGGAGCAGAUGAAUAUUUAAAUUCUUUGGAUGAUUUAUUUAAUUAUAUUGAUACAUAUAUUGAAGCAAAGAUUGAAGAAAUGGAUAGUUUUAAAGAAUAUUCACGAAUCAAAUUGCAAGUAGAAAUAUUUAAAGAAAAAGAAAUACGGCUUAAGGACAUGAUCGAUGUUUAUAAAGAAAAACAAGAUAAUUGUGAUGAAAUUAAAUUUUUACUAUUUGAACGCCUUAUUAGUACUAAAUGUUGGAUGUCUACAUAUAUAGAAAAUUAUCGUAGUGCUUACUAUUACUCGUCCCUUUCAGAAUCUAAAAUUAAACCUUCAGUUAUGAAAACUAUUAGUCAGCACAUGGAUGAUCGUAAAGAUAUUAAAAUGGACAUGGAAACGACACUUAAUAAAUUCAAAGGUCCACCUCAACCUUCAGAGCACUCAAUUCAUCUUACCGAAGAAAAGUAUAUUAAAAAAUUUAAGCACGAUAGAUUCGUUUCAUUCGAAAUUCCAUUGAAUCACAAAGAAUUUUUGAAGUGUGAACGCGUAAGACUUAACAAAAUUGAAGUAUUCUUGGAAGGAGUUGGAUCUAAGGGUGAUAGAAUCUUUCUGCACAUUAACAACACAGGUGUGUUUGCUGAUAAAUAUGAAGGGAAAGUAUAUUUGUUUAGAUCGGAACCUAUGAGACCUAAAGUAUUUGUAUAUGAAGUGCCUAAUAAUAUAAAAACAAAGGCGUUAUUCGCCUCAAAGGAUUAUUUUGUUCCUACACCAUUUAGUCAAUGGACAAUUAAGUUCGAUGAUGAUUGCCAGAUUAAUCUAUCUGAAUUGAAGUCGAUUAAUAUUGAACUAA